UGCACCCCGAGGGUGGCGCGCCCGGACCCGGCAUGAGCGGCGCGCAGCGGCCCGAGGGGGCCCCUGUCCCCCACAGCCGCGGCCCCUGCGGCGCUGACCGUGACCCGGGGGCCUCGGGCGAGCGAGGCCCGGCCGCCGUGGGGCCCGAGGGCCGGAUGCCGGUGGCCGCAGCCGGGCGCGGAGACGCUCGGGGCGCCGAGGCCGGCGGCGCGGACCCCGCGCGGGGCGCGAUCGCGCCGGCAGCUGCGCAGGAGCCGGCUGGAGUGGCGAUGGAAGGGGAGGAGGAGGCGGGGACGGAGGUGAGGCCGGAGGAGCCCGCGGGUGAGGACGUGGGCUUGCCGGAGGAGAGUGCAGGGGUGAGGGCGGCGGUGCUGCAGGCGGAGGGGGAGGCGGCCGGGCCCUGGCAUCUGGGCAUCAAUCUCCGCAUGAACCCGCUGGAGGCCAUCCAGCAGGAACUGGACACCGUGAAUGCUCAGGCCGACAGGGCCUUCCAGCACCUGGAGCAGAAGUUCGGGCGGAUGCGGCGGCACUACCUGGAGCGGAGGAACUACAUCAUUCAGAGCAUCCCGGGCUUCUGGAUGACUGCCUUCCGCAACCACCCCCAGCUGUCCGCCAUGAUCCGGGGUCAGGAUGCGGAGAUGCUGAGGUACGUCACCAACCUGGAGGUGAAGGAACUCAGACACCCCAAGACGGGCUGCAAAUUCAAGUUCUUCUUUCGGAGGAACCCCUUCUUCAGAAACAAGCUGAUCGUCAAGGAAUAUGAAGUUCGUUCAUCCGGUCGAGUGGUGUCCCUUUCCACCCCGAUCGUAUGGCGGAGGGGACAUGAGCCCCAGUCCUUCAUUCGCAGAAACCAAAACCUCAUCUGCAGCUUCUUCACCUGGUUUUCAGACCACAGCCUUCCGGAAUCCGACAGAAUUGCUGAGAUCAUCAAAGAGGACCUGUGGCCAAACCCGCUGCAAUACUACCUGUCACGCCACGGCAUCCGUAGACCCAGACGUCGCCCGGUGCGGGAGCCGGUGGAGAUUCCCAGACCCUUUGGCUUCCAGUCAGGCUAACCUUUGCCUUUGGAAACAGGGCCCUUCUCACCUGUGCUUGAGCAAAUGCAACAGGUGUGCAGUGUUUUUGAUUUUUUUUUUCCGCGUAACUUUCCUGCAUCUUGUGUCUGAAUAGACUCUCGCCUUCAAGAUUAAUACUGUGGACAUCAUGGCUGCUGUCACAUGGCCUCCAUGCUGUUCUGUAUUAGUAUCUGCUGGUUCAUCAUGGUUCAGACCCUUUCUAAGCUUAACUGCUGACACUGAAGAUCACACUGCUCGGACCCUGUUGUUUUCAGUCCGUUACCUGUUUGCAGCCACCUUUAUCUAGGGAGCCCCUUCUGUUUACCCGUUGAGCAUGUGGCAAUAUGGACGCCAAGUUUGCCUACAAUUGCUGGGCAUUAAUGAUAUCGCAGGGGGACAGGGGUGGGCCACCUUCUGUGUGGCUUUUGUGACUUUUUCUGCUACCACGUAAUACUGCUUGCUGUUGCCUAUACCAAGCUCCCCUGGCGCUUGUCAAGGUUCCUCACCCUCUCCCACCUUCGUGUUACUUUAAAUAAAAAGAAGUAGUUCAGAAACGUCUGCAAGAUCAGCAUUUGUAGUCCAUUUAGGCUGGUAGCAUUUCCAGACAGGAUGCUCUGUCAGAGAGGCUACAGAACUCUGGCUGCCUCUUCUCCGCUCUUGCCAGCAUCCCCAGCCGGGUUAACAAGGCCUAACAGGCUUCUAGGGAGAUGGAGCUAGGUGGAAGCAGGCUAGAUCUUCCUUAUAAUACAUGGAGGAACUAAGGAGAUUGUGAUGCCUGCCCUAAGCAGGGAAAGUGAACUGAAAAGGGGUAGGAUCAGAUUAAGUCAGAUAAAAAUUGGGCUGACUGAGGGUGUUCAAGUCCAAUGGUGAUGUGAGGAGAAUAGAAAAAUUAUAGGAAGUUUUGAGUGCUAAAUGCUGCCUACAUAAUGGUUCUUCAAAGAAACAGUACAAGUUUGGGCUAUUUUCCUUUUUUUAUAUGUGACCUGCUGUAUCUGAAAGAGUAAUAUUGUGCCCAUAUUUUACUGACAUGUAGUAAAAUGCUACUUGUUUCUGUUUAAAAUAAAGUUAAAAUACUUUCUUUUUGACAAUACUGAGAUUUAAAUGAAUAUUCAUAACAAUUUUCAAUAUUAAUCUAAUUCUUAGAAAUGUAGUUUAGAUAAUUUGGUCUUUAUCAAGUUUGUCCAGUUAUUGUCUGUAUUGAAAAAUCGAUAAUGUGACUUGAUAUUGUUGGUAGUCUCUUUUAAAUUACGCAAUAGUUGUAAAAGUGUUCUGUCAAAUUAGAACUGUACCAUGAGGAUAUUUGUUGCCAUUCAUAUGCAAAAUGGUGAAUUAAAGCAUGGCACUCUCUUGGAUGUUCUAUUUUUCACCCUGA
This is a messenger RNA of Phodopus roborovskii (desert hamster), 2427 nucleotides long. RefSeq names its product TSPY like 1 (gene Tspyl1). The record is from RefSeq and is a predicted model, not a curated record. Gene Ontology annotation, cellular component: chromatin; nucleus. The transcript has a single exon. The coding region runs from base 33 to 1055 and encodes 340 amino acids. Lineage: Eukaryota; Metazoa; Chordata; Mammalia; Rodentia; Cricetidae. Gene Ontology annotation, biological process: nucleosome assembly. Gene Ontology annotation, molecular function: histone binding; chromatin binding.